This is a messenger RNA of Colletotrichum godetiae, 922 nucleotides long. RefSeq lists its product as uncharacterized. NCBI's taxonomy places the organism in Eukaryota, Fungi, Ascomycota, Sordariomycetes, Glomerellales, Glomerellaceae. Bases 236 to 859 code for a protein of 207 amino acids. The transcript has 3 exons. The record is from RefSeq and is a predicted model, not a curated record.
CCUCGAGAUCUGCCGUAUCAUGAAUAGUGACAUUGAACACUUAUCAACGUCAGAUGAGAUCCACCCGAGCACUUCCACAUUUGAUGGUUCGAGGUUCGCCACCCGAAACACUGGAGUAGUUGACCCUGAGCCGCAUAUCGCAAGUUGAGGACAACAAGUCAUCGAUUAUUCUGCACGUCAGACUGGGAGAUUAGCUGACAAGUUGGCUGCCUUUGACUGUAUAGUCCCCAUAGCCAUGGCGAAGGCCAUGGAAUUGGAUCCGUCGCAGUGCAAAGCCGGAUUGUGGAUGACCGACACGCCGAGAGAUCUGUCAUGGUGCCGCGAUUGCCACCGUCCGGAUAAGGCUUCAACUAGCAGUCCUUCAGACAUGACACUGACACCGUCAUGGUCAUGGCCUGAGAUACGAUCAACAGUCACCUGGCUCGAUGCCAACGAGCUCAAAUGGAAUGAUUAUACCCUGGAAGUUGUCAAAUGUAUCGAAGUGAGGCAGUUGGUUGUAAAGAGACAUAUCUUGGACGUUCUCUGGGAUGGUCGGGUAAUGGUCCUAGCCAGGUCUCGUGACGAGGCAGACAGAGCAGCGCUCGCGGCCUCGAGCCCAGCUGCCAGAUGGAGAAGUCGAUCGCCCUCUAGCAUACCCCAGACAGAAGUGGUCUGGGACGAGUCCUUGCAGCCAAAGCGGCAAAGGAUGAGGUGUCUGGAAAUCCGAUCGAAUGUUGUCCUCGGCCGAUCCUAUGGGAUCGUCCUCACAUGUGACGGCAGUAGUACAUCGAGGAGACUGGGUUACUUCAAGUUUCUGCACGAGGAGGUGGAUUGGCAUUGGCUUCACCAGAAAAGACGGAGACUCAUUGUCCUCAAUUAAAGGCCCGUUAGUAGAUAGAGUCCGUGCCCAGACGAAAAUGCGAAUCUUGAGAUGCAAUGCACA